Sparassis crispa is the source of this 879-nucleotide messenger RNA. RefSeq lists its product as hypothetical. Gene Ontology annotation, biological process: negative regulation of DNA-templated transcription. Gene Ontology annotation, molecular function: transcription corepressor activity; transcription factor binding. Bases 1 to 879 code for a protein of 292 amino acids. NCBI's taxonomy places the organism in Eukaryota, Fungi, Basidiomycota, Agaricomycetes, Polyporales, Sparassidaceae. The transcript is spliced from 3 exons. Gene Ontology annotation, cellular component: nucleus. The record is from RefSeq and is a predicted model, not a curated record.
AUGGAGGAGACGACCGCUGCAGGACGGCCUGUUCUUGACCGUGAAAAGACUGCGCCAUUCCUCAUCCGCACCUUCAUCAAAGUCGGCGGGUUCCACCGCGCCCUCCAGUUCGAAGACGGCCCGCUGCCCAUCGCAGACGAGCAGCAAAUCUACACCUGGAAAGACGCAACCCUGCGCGAAGUCCUCACGACGCUCCGCCCGCUCCUGCCCUCCACCCACCCGCUCGCGCGCUACUCCUUCCGCACGCUCUUCUUCGACGCCCUCGCCCGCGGCCGCGUCUCCACCAAAGACCUCGGCCUCAUCUACUCGCGCGACAUCCUCGGCGAGCCCGGCACGCUCGCCGCGCCCGCCCCGCGUCUGCAGACGGACGACGAGCCCCCGCCGCCCGCCGCGGAGCGCACGCUCGACGAGCUCCGCUUCGUCCCCGGCGACUUCCUCUGCGUCGCCGUCCUCCUCCCCAAGAGCGCCACCGUGCCCGGCCCCGGCGGCGAGCUCGCGAUCAAGGGCGGCGCCGCUGCGGCAGCGCCGGGCGCGGGUGCGGGGACGAAUGGGUGGAAGCGCGAUGCUGGGUGGAGCGCGGGUGCAGCCGGUGGUGGCCCGCCCGCGGGCGUAGGGAGGGGCGGCGGGCAUUGGCGGGGCGAUUCGAACCCCGUGCCGCCUGCCCCGCGUUCUGUGCGUGCUGGGGGGCGUGGAGCAGAUUUAGCGAGGGACAGGGACAGGGAUAGGGAUGCGGACCGCCGUGCACCCCCGCUGCGCCGGGACUCUCCACCACCACCUAGGAGAGAUUGGAAUAUUGAUAGAGACCGAGACAGACCGAGGGAUAGACGUGUGUCGAGGUCGAGGAGCCCUCCGAGGAGACGAGGAAGCUCGAGAUAUUGA